Messenger RNA from Lotus japonicus, 1481 nucleotides. Its product is annotated as probable indole-3-pyruvate monooxygenase YUCCA10. The record is from RefSeq and is a predicted model, not a curated record. Gene Ontology annotation, molecular function: flavin adenine dinucleotide binding; NADP binding; N,N-dimethylaniline monooxygenase activity. NCBI's taxonomy places the organism in Eukaryota, Viridiplantae, Streptophyta, Magnoliopsida, Fabales, Fabaceae. The transcript is spliced from 4 exons. The coding region runs from base 62 to 1249 and encodes 395 amino acids.
UUCUCAUUAUAAACCUUAAGAAAACCAAAACUAAUAACCAAAACCACCAAAACCAAAAACCAUGGAGAUAGAGGUGCCUGUUGUGAUUGUGGGUGCUGGUCCUGCUGGCAUAGGAACCUCAGGGUGCCUCAACAAGCAUUCCAUCCCUAACAUUGUCCUAGAAAGAGAUGAUUGCAAUGCAUCUCUUUGGAGGAAAAGGACCUAUGAUAGGUUGAAGCUUCACUUGGGCAAAGAAUUUUGCAACCUCCCCCACAUGCCAUUUCCUUCAGGUUCGCCCAACUUUAUCUCCAGAAUUGAUUUUUUACGCUACAUAGAUCGUUACGUGAGUCGUUUCAUGAUCAACAUCCGGUAUAACCGGAGCGUGGAGUCAGCCACCUACGACGACAAAAAUGGGAAAUGGAGGGUCAUUGUGAGGGACACAGCCUCAAAUGUUGAUGAGGUUUAUGUCGCUGAUUACCUGGUGGUUGCGACGGGGGAGAAUUGCGAAGGGAUCAUUCCCAAGAUAGAGGGGCUUGAAGGAUUUGAAGGAGAAUACAUGCAUUGCAGCAAAUACAUGAAUGGAAGGGCAUGGUAUGAUAUGAAUGUUUUGGUUGUUGGUUGUGGGAAUUCUGGCAUGGAGAUCGCUUAUGAUCUCUCAAAUUGGGGUGCAAAUACCUCCAUUGUUAUUAGAAGUCCUGUACAUUAUUUCACUAAAGAAAUGGUGUUCAUUGGAAUGUCUUUGCUGAAAUACAUAGAAGUUGACAAGGUUGACAAGCUUAUGGUGCUCAUGAGCAAGCUGGUGUAUGGGGAUAUGACUAAGUACGGCUUGACCAGGCCAAAGGAAGGACCUUUUGCUCUAAAAAUCAAGGGGGGUCGUACCCCUACCAUUGAUGUGGGUUGUGUGUCAAGGAUUAAGAAAGGCAAAGUAAAGGUGUUCCCAGGUAUUACAGGCAUAAAAAAUGACAAGAUGGUUGAGUUUGAGGAUGGACGAAUUGGUCAAUUUGACGUUAUAAUCUUUGCCACCGGAUACAAAAGCAAUGUGCUGAAAUGGCUUAAGGAUUACAAAGGGAUGUUCAAUGAGAGUGGAAUGCCUAAACCAAGAUAUCCAUCACAUUGGAAAGGAGAAAACAACAUCUACUGUGCUGGGUUUUCAAAGAGGGGAUUAGAAGGUAUUGCUUAUGAUGCUCAGGAAAUAGCAAAUCAUAUAAGUUUGACUAUGAAUGCAAGGAAUGUACCUAGUUCUAUGGCCAAUAUUGCCGGAGUCGAGUAAUAAAUAAAUGGGUUUGCAGUGUGAUAUACGAGUACUAUCAUUUUCUCCUAGGGGAGACUUCAUGUGGAUGAUCAUUAUUAGUAUCGGUGUUAAUUAGUUACAUUAACACCAUAUUUGUUUUUGAUCGGUCAAAACUAAUUCCAUUCCAAGGUACAAAGGAGUACCAAAAUUUAUGUAAAAUUUAUCAAAAGUUAUAUAGAAUUUUGUGUGUUAAUUAUAGACAAUGAAUGUU